AUGACUUCUAGAGGGUCGAACCCUCGCCGACGACCCCGAUCGGAGGCGGACGAUGGUCGCAGUGAUGAUGCGUCCUCCCGAUCUAUAAGAAAUUCCCGCUCGACGUCGCAUCGCUCGAGCUCUAGCAAACGUCCCCGGCUGGAUAUUGAUGAACGGGUUGUGGAGGGGCAAGGUGUGAAGGUGGAGCAGGUGGACGAACAGGACGUGGAGUACGAAGAUAAGGGCGAAGAAGAAGAGGUUGAAGGGGAAGAGAGUGAAGAAGGCGAAGGGGAAGAGUCAGAAGAGUCAGAAGAGGACGAAGAGGAGGUUGAAGAGGAGGAGGGGCAGGCUGAUGAGGUGGUGAAGGAUGAGCAAGAGGAGGAGGACCAAGAUAUGGAGGGCCAGGAGGAACAGGAGGAUAGCGAAAGCAAUCAAGGCGAUGAUGCGAAUCCCGGGAGAAGUGCUCCGAUUUACUCAGAGGCUGAGGCAAUCGACGAUUAUGAUACCCAAGAUGUGGCCCCCCAGUCGGCAGUAUCGCAAAAUGACGAACAGAAUGAGGUUGAUCAGGAGCAAAGCGACCAAGAGAACCCCGAAAGCAACCAGGGCGACGAUGUUAAGGAUCUUGAACACAUUCCCACGAAGUCAGCAGGGUCUGAGGUCUCCAACAAAAGUAACACCCAAGUUGCAACCACAGAACCAGCCGUAUCGCCCAGUGGCGUGCAGCACGGACAGGAGGGGGAGGGUCAUGACCUCACAGGAAGUCAAGACGACGAGGCCGAAGAGUCUGAGAACACAGAACAUGACGCUGAGGACUACAUCCCCUCAAAGUCGGUAGGAUCUAGGGUCACGAACAGAAGUGGCAACCGAGUUACAAGUACAGAGCCAGCAUUAUCGCAACAUAGUCCGCAAAACGAAGUUAUUCAAGAGGAGGGUAAUCAGGAAGACCUCGAAGGCAGCCAAGACAAUGAGGCUGAAGAAUCCAAGAACUCAGAAGAUGAUGCAGAUGAGUAUAUUGCCUCGAAGUCGACAGCGUCCGAUACUACGAAUAGCAAUAACAACCAAGCUGCGACCACAGAGCGGGUGUUAUCGCAAAAUGGCCUGCGGGAUGGAGCUAAGCAGGAGGUGUUCAAGCCCGGUGCUAUCGUGCGCAUUAGAGUGACGGAUUUCGUAACAUAUACGUCUGCGGAAUUCUUCCCUGGCCCAAAGUUGAAUAUGGUAAUCGGACCCAAUGGUACUGGAAAAAGUACGCUUGUCUGUGCGAUAUGCCUGGGUUUAGGCUGGGGCCCACAGCAUUUGGGCCGGGCAAAAGACGCCGGAGAGUUCGUCAAGCACGGCUGUAGAGAAGCUACGAUUGAGAUUGAGCUUGAGGGAGGUCCUGGCUCUCGUCGGAACCCCGUGGUUUCUAGAACAAUCAAGCGCGACGGGAAUAAGAGCACCUUCACGAUCAAUGGAAAACAGGCCUCUCGCUCCCAAGUGCUGAAGCUAGCGCAAUCGUUCGCUAUCCAGAUCGAUAAUCUUUGCCAAUUUCUUCCCCAGGACAAGGUUAGCGAAUUCGCUGCCCUUACGCCGAUUGAACUCCUCAAUUCAACACAGAGAGCCGCUGCUGGGGAGGAAAUGAUUCAAUGGCACGAGAAUCUGAAGCGUCUCAGAGCAGAACAGAAGAAGUUGCAAACGGACAACCAAGGGGACCGAGAUUUGCUGACGAACCUUGAAGAUCGGCAAGAGAUGCAGAGAGCCGAUGUUGAGCGGAUGCGCCAAAGGGCGCAGAUCAAGAGAAACAUCGAAUUGUUGAACAUGAUCCGUCCAGUCUUGCAGUUCAAAGCGGGUCAUGCCAAGUACAACGAUAUGAAGAAAGAAGUUAGAAGAAUCGAGACCGAACUGGAGCGGCUCAAGGCGGAGCUUGAACCCGCGUUGAGAUCUGUCAAUGCAAAGCAACAGUACUGUCUCCAAACGGAUGAGGUGAUCACUUACAAAGCGCAUCAGCUUGACGAGGCUGAGCGUGCAGCCGGCAAAGCCGGCAAGGCAAUUGAGCGAGAGGACCAGGCGAUGAAGGAAUUUGACUCUCAAAUUGACGCCGAGAAGAAAAGCGGACAGAGCUACAGACAAGAAGCAAAUAAAAUCCAGCAAGCAAUUAACAAGCUCACGCGCCAGUUGAAUGAUGAACCGGUGGAAUUGGAUGUGAAUUGGUACAACGAGAAUAUACGCGAAAAACGACGCGAAGUCAGGGAAAUCACGGAGAAAGCGAAUCAGAUUAAGGCCGAUCGACAGCCCUUAUUCGAGUCACUGCAAGAAAAGAAUGACCAGAUCAAGCAGGCGGAACGCCAGUUACAGAACCUCGAUUCUGCGACCGGACAGCAGGAAAAUAAGCUCAAACGAAUGUCCGCCGAUUCUUGGCGGGCUUACCACUGGAUCCAGGGCAAUCAGGAUCAGUUCGAAAAAGAAGUCUUUGGCCCUCCGAUGGUUACUUGUUCAGUGAAAGACCCGAAGUACGCCGAUGCCGUGGAAGCUGUACUGCAGCGCACGGAUCUAAUGGCCUUUACAACCCAGACUCGGAACGACUUCAGGAAGUUGCAGAAAGCCCUCAGUAUCGACCAGAAGUUGUCUGAUAUCGCUAUUCGAACGUGUUCCGAUCCGCUAGCAAGUCGGCGGCGCCUGAUUUCGGACGAUGAGAUGCGGGCACAUGGAUUCGAGUGCUUGGCGAAAGAUUGCCUCAGUGGGCCCGAAGUCGUCAUUUCUAUGCUUUGUAACGAUACCCGGCUGGGCAAGACACCUAUUCGUCAGGCAGGGAUCUCAGAAGCUGAGCUCAAUCGGCUUAAAGCCAGCCGAAUAGACUCCUGGGUGGCUGGAGAUGGAAUCUACAACAUCACUCGGCGAAAAGAAUACGGCCCCAGAGCAAGCAACACCAGGCAUGUGAUUAUGAAUCCGGCAAGAGUGUGGACAUCUCAACCGGUGGACGCAUCUGAGAGGCAACAACUGGCGCAGAGAGUCCGCGCACUGAAAGGCGAAAUGCAGGAGGUGCAGGAACAAAUUGAUAGCGAAAAGACCAAGCUACAACAAUUAGGGGAUGCACAUACGCAACUUAAGCAAGAACUGAGCGAGCUCGAGCGGGAGAAGGCCGAUAAACAGACAGCUUUGACAAAUUAUCGAGCUAUUCCGGAAAGAAUCCGCCAGCAAGAAGUCAAACAGAGAGACAACCAGAGAAUAUUUGAAGAGAUGAGAACGAGAGUAGGCAAUCUCCGCAGCGAACAGGACCAGGUGUCGAUUCGCAAGGCUGAGGCCGCCAUUGAAUAUGCUAAUGCGGUUGAAAAAUUCCAAAAGCUACACGAGGAAGUCAUCAAACUCAAAGUACGGCACCUCGAAGGUCUCUCCGACCUAGAGGUUCUGAAAGCUCGAAAUAUCGAACACCGGCAGACUCUGGAAGCCAAACAUGAAGAAUUGAAGGCGGCGAAUCUAGAGAUUAGGGACAUGAGCAAAUCACUCAAGAAGAUGCAAGAAGAGACUAGGAAGGUCGCUGACCUUACCAGAGAACACCCUGAUUUGGCAGAACUAUUACAAAAGGUCAAGGAUCAGACCCUGGACCAGCUCGAGGCCGACAUCGACUCGGAGAAAGCCCGUCUGGAACUCACCCACGGCGGCAACAGCAAUCUGAUCAAGGAGUUCGAAGAACGCAGUCGCCAAAUCGACAAGCUGCGCGACAAGCUCUCCGACUUCCAGAAAAAGCUCGACGACUACAAUCACGCCAUCAACGAGAUUCGCGGCCGAUGGGAGCCCAAGCUCGACUCUAUCAUCAAAAAAAUCAGCGACGCCUUCUCCGACUCGUUCGCCCGCAUCGGCUGCGCCGGCCAAGUCACCCUCGACAAGGCCGAAGAGCCCGGCCCCAAUGGCGAACCCGGCGACAGCGACUUCGAUCAAUGGUCGAUUCAAAUUCACGUCAAAUUCCGCGAGCACGAAAACCUCUCCCUCCUGGACUCUCACCGCCAAUCCGGUGGCGAACGUGCCGUCAGCACCAUCUUCUACCUCAUGGCUCUCCAAUCCCUCUCCGCAUCCCCUUUCCGCGUCGUCGACGAAAUCAACCAGGGUAUGGACCCCCGCAACGAACGCAUGGUCCACGGCCGUCUGGUCGACAUCGCCUGUGCGCCGUCAGAAUCCGGCGGCGGCGGUCAGUACUUCCUAAUCACGCCCAAACUUCUCAGCGGACUAUCCUACAAACCAGGCAUGCGCGUCCUCUGCAUCUACAGCGGCGAACACAUGCCCGACGACCACAACCUGAUUGAUUUCAAGGGAGCCAUUGCGAAGAGGAAAGCCGUGACGGCGGCAGCUGGACCGGGAACUGGAAGAGGUAUAAGGGCCGCUGCUAGUAAUGGCAGCGUAAGUGUUCAUGGAUAA
Molecule: messenger RNA, 4365 nt
Organism: Aspergillus sclerotioniger CBS 115572
Lineage: Eukaryota; Fungi; Ascomycota; Eurotiomycetes; Eurotiales; Aspergillaceae
Product: DNA repair ATPase SMC5
Exons: 6
Coding region: 1-4365 (1454 amino acids)
Biological process (GO): double-strand break repair via homologous recombination
Cellular component (GO): Smc5-Smc6 complex
Molecular function (GO): ATP binding; ATP hydrolysis activity
Source: RefSeq, a predicted model, not a curated record